AUUAUAUAUUUUAGAUAGGAGUAUAAAAAGAAUAUCCAACCCAAGUAAAAAAAUAUGUAUAUUUCGAUUGUGUUCGCAGUUAUUUCGUCGUUCGUUGCAGUAGAGAGUAACGAAAGUGUCCAGACAUACAGGGUUAAUGUCAAAGUACCUGGAGGAAGAAUCAACGAGGAUAUUAUUGUUGACUCGAAGGAAAAUACAAUGACUGUCAAUCUCGGGGAUGUAUCUCAUCUGAACAACUCUUUUUGUCCGUCAAUUAAUCUUCAUGACUUCGAAAUGAAAAAGGUUGCCAUAAAGAACAUAGAUUAUGGAAUUUGUAUGAUAGUAGAUACUAAAGAAUAUUACAGUGAUUCAGUAGAAAUGUUGAACAAAAUUACAAUGCUACACUACCGACAUGAAGUAAAAGAUGAAAUUAUGGUACGUGCACGUCGUAUUACACAUGAUGAAAUGAUACAAAUAGCUGGAGAAAAAAUUGCAGACUUUUGUAGAGGUUACAAACUAUACGUUGGAGAAAAAGUUCACAAGGAUGGCAUGCUGAUAGCUGUUAAGAAUGCAAACCGACGUACAAGACGCCGAGCACUGGGAAUGAGAGGCUGUAGAUAGGGAUGUCUUUUCUGUUUGAUAGGACAGAGCUAGGAAAGAUCUGCUGGAAAAAUAAAUGAUUUAUUUUAACAAAACACUAAUUAAUAAAAGAAAAAAAA
Molecule: messenger RNA, 698 nt
Organism: Mytilus californianus (California mussel)
Lineage: Eukaryota; Metazoa; Mollusca; Bivalvia; Mytilida; Mytilidae
Exons: 7
Coding region: 55-600 (181 amino acids)
Source: RefSeq, a predicted model, not a curated record